AUGGCUAGUGUUAACUCUCGCUCCUUGGCCUUGACAUUUUGUGUGGUGAUUGGCAUUAUCAUGUUAUGCAACUUUUAUUGUGCCUCAGCACAAUGCGGAGGAACCCCUAUUGCUGAUCUGAUAAGCCAAUGCUCUCAGUUUGUCCAGCCAUCCGGGCCAAAGGUUAAUCCGUCGCCGGCGUGCUGCACGGCAAUGAAAGGCGCCGACAUCCCUUGCCUCUGCAAACUUGUUACGAAGGAGGUUGAGAAAAUGGUGAGCAUGGAGAAAGUGGUAUAUGUUGCUAGGACUUGUGGAAAGGAUGUUCCUGCUGGAAUGCAAUGUGGAAGUUUCCUUAUCGGUGGUGAUCGUCGAUCCUCUGCGGCGGCGGGUCGCGGCGGUGUAUCUUCACUUUCAGUUUUUCGAUUUUUGUUUUUGAUUGUCUUUGUUGACUUUCUGUAA
Molecule: messenger RNA, 438 nt
Organism: Prosopis cineraria
Lineage: Eukaryota; Viridiplantae; Streptophyta; Magnoliopsida; Fabales; Fabaceae
Exons: 2
Coding region: 1-438 (145 amino acids)
Source: RefSeq, a predicted model, not a curated record